GAGAACACUCACCAGGGAAGAUGGCGACCGCAGGGUCUGCCGAACGGCCCGGGAGACCGGCCAGCGCUGCGGCCGCCGGCACCUCCCGGGCCAGGCUCGUAGCUCGGUGCCGGUCGGGGUCCAGCCCACCGGAAUACGAAUCCAAGAAGUGUGCGGCGUGCUCGAAGCCCGGCGGCAGCCCCGCCGGCGGACACCUGGCCUGUCCGCUCUGCCUGGCCAGGAGACACUCCGGCAGCGAGGAGCGGCUCCGCGGGAGGAGCGACACCGAGAGUAGCAGCAGUAGGCCGCGCAGGAGGGACUGCGACAGCCGGAGAGAGUUCUUCGUGUCUCCGGCGCUCAUCCCAAAGUCUGCAGACGUUCCUUCGGGCCCAAGUGGGAAACACAAGCUGCUGCUGUGUGAUGACAGAGAUGAGGCGAAGAAGAGGAACUCUCUGAUCUGUAAAGACGAGUCAGUCCGUCAUGAUGACGAGCCGGGAGUCCUGUCUGACUCAGAGAACGAGGAGCCAAUCAGCAGGAGGAUCAGAAACAUCUCAGCCUUCAUCAGGAAAACCAAAAACUCAUCAGCCUUCACUAGUGGUUGUCAGAGGAGUAGGAGCUGCACUGACCCUGUGGAGGACAGAGGAGGAAAGAUGAAGAUUGUCACACAGCCUGCAGCCAUGGUGGACCAAGUUGGUAUCAGCCACAGCUACGCAGCAGGAAUCCUCCUCUCGUCUGAGAACAGCCGCUCUGUCUCCGCCCCCAUCACCGCUCCUGACCGGAGGCUCACCUGGCGAGCUGUCCUGACAUCAUCUUCCUCGGCUCUCCUGUGCCUGCCUCCCCCCCGUCCGGAGCGCUCCAUCAGCCCUGAAAGCAACGACAGUAUCUCUGAGGAGCUCAACCACUUCAAGCCCAUUGUCUGCUCGCCGUGCACGCCACCCAAACGCCUCCCAGAUGGCCGCCUAUUGGAGCCCACCAUCGUCAAGUCUACGCCCAGGAAUCUGACUCGCGGCCUGCAGAAGGCCACCAGCUAUGAAGCCAGUCCUGCUGUCCUGCAGAAGUGGAGGCAGAUCGAGCUGGACCGCCAGAGCCUCAAAGUGAACUCCAAGGCCACGCUGACGAGUCCUGUCUCUGAGCUAUACCACAACAAGGCUAGCGGCGGGGGCGAGGACACAAAAACGCACCAGUCCCCUGCAGGAGAUGCAGUGAUGUCCAUGAACAAGAGGAGGCUGCUGUUCGACUCUCCAGCUGGAGACACAGACAACUUCCAGAAGCAGUCAGUGAAGAUUCGGGUGCCUGCAAUCCGCUACAGCAGUGAGACGACUUUCAGAGGAGGUUGUGGCUUUGAGCCGCCAGCCGGCACUCCUGAGUCCUGCAGCACGGGGGCGCUGUUCAGUCGGAAACAGUCGUUCUCACCAUACACAAAGAACUCCGGUUUCCAGUCAUGUAAGUUAAUGCCAAAGGACUCGCAAAGUCCUAGGAAGGAGUCCGACAGUAGCAUCCAUAACCAGACUACCUCAAGGAGGGGCAAGAAGAGGAAACAGAAGACCAAACACCUGGACUCAGGCCGGGAUUCAGACCUCAAGAGGAGCCGCCCUGUGAGCCAGGAAGCCUUGGACGAACGGUACAUCUGUCAGAUCCAGCAGGAGCGUCAGGAUCGAGCUCUCGCCCUGAAGCUGCAGAGACAGUUUGACCGCGAGAACCAGAAUCGCAGGAGGAGCCCCGACAAGUACUUCCUGCGGUCCUGGAUGUCCACUCAGAACCGCAGGAGGCGUGGCCUGAGGAGGUCCAGACGAAUCAACAAGAAGCACUAGAUGGACAGGAAGGAGCUCGUAUAUGCAAAGACACAAAAGGCGAAGGUUUAACGAACGUAUGAAUGUUUUCACUCGUCUAAGAAACGGGUUUAUAAAUCCUGGAGACGUUUCUUCCAAACACCAGCAGAUCACCAAAAAACUAAACUCACUCAGCUGCAGAACAACCCCUGCAUUCAUCAUCAGAUUGAACGUCCUGAAACCUGGAAGUGUUUGCAGUUUGAUGAGUUAGUACUCUGAGAGCCACAGACAGGCUUGUUCUGAGUAUUUUUACAGAUUAAAUGAUGAUUGAGACUUUUCUCUUCCGCUGGAACAAGGAAGCCCUUCGAAGGUUCAAUGAUGAUCAAGAUGUGGGCAAAUAAAAUGGUUGGAGACCCCGGGGGCAAAGAGGUGUUCGUGUUGAGCUUCCAGGAUGAAUGUCAGGAACUGAAGGUUCCUUCUAUAGAUGUACCGAUGUACGAGCUGAACAUCUGCUUGGUCCUUUGAUUUUGUAUAUGAAACCCGAAUUGACAAAAAAGUUAAAGUAUUUUCUAUUGCAAAAAUAGAUGAUUGUUAUCUGGCUUUGGCUAAAACCUCUUCCUUUAUUGACUUUGAGUGUCCCCUGAUUGUCAGAACUUUGAAGAAAACUUUCCAAAAUUCCACACUCAUAACGUGAUAGCUCAGGCCUAGGGACACAUCUCGUCGUUCAUAUGUAUACAUCGCUUUCUACCUGACGCUCACUCCAGGCUCCAGGUGUGUCGGUAACUCUCCACCCUCUCAGUCGGUGACCUGUUGCUGCUCCAGGUUCCUGACAUUCAUUGAUAUUUGAUGGUCGCUGGUUUCUUUCUGCUUUAGCCCUCAGUGGGUCAACAGGGGUCAGCAGUCAGGGACUCAACAACACAUCUUUGCCCCGGGGCUGCUGCAAAUUAACAGUUUUAUCCUCGUGAGAGCAUCCAGACGCUCAGCGGGUUCAUCAGUAUGCCGAAGAGUUCAAAGUCCAGCUGACCUGCGUGUGUUCAGACUACAGGAGGAACCGGGCUCUGGCCUGGUUCUGACAGUGUUUAUCACUCUGAUCAUUCUAUCAUAAGGAGGUAUUCAUGCAGACUUCUUCCAGCAGCUGAGGCUGAUGGGACAUAAAUUUCUCCCAGUACAGCUGCUGGUUUCAUCUUUGUCUUCCAGUCUGGACGUCGGAGCCACUGAGGCUCAUGGGUACUGCAGUUUUUAGAACCCAGUUGGUUUGGAAGGAUUUCUACCUGAACACCGAGGGGAUCAGGAGACUCACCUCGUUAUUCUCCAGGAGAAAGGAGCCAUGUGAUUGGACGAGUUUUAAUGGCCUGUGAUGUCAAAAUGUGUUGCUGUGCUCAGACCAAACAUGAAGUUUUGUCUCAUGUGAGCGUUUAUUGACUAUUUCACAUCCCCUGAUUAUUCACCCCUAACAGCCAAAGUCCAACCAAUCACUGGACUCAAGUUACAUUCAGAUAUUUUACAGGAAGUCCUACGAUUUCGGUCCUGUAAAUUCUGUUCUGUCUGUAUAAAUGUUGAGUCAUACAGCUUUUGUUGCCCACAGAUGCAUUAGUAAGCUUGCUGAUUGUGGGCGUCGGGAGAAUCUAAUCAUAGUCUUGAUAAUUAUUCAUUAACAACAGCCAACUUGCAGUUACUGAACUUUAAAAUGUGUUGGAUUUCUUUGAAACAGAUGAGGGAGGUGGUGGGUUUUCCGUAGGGAAGUCUAGCUGACGGCCAGUCAGCAGCUGGGUUAGAUCGAGAGACGAAGGCCGCUGCCACCGUCAGUCAUCCUUUGACUUCUUUUCAGAGAGAAUUUCCAUUAUUGGCGUAAGCUGAACCAAUCAGUGAGUGAAUUCAAAAUUCAGUGCUGAGCCCUGGCCCCCUCAGAAUCAGCUCUUUUCUUUCUACAACUUUAAUAUAUUUAAUGGAGUCGUGCAGACUUUUACCUUCAUACUGUGAAUAUUUUCAGAAUUCCAAAUUUGGUGUUUUUAUAUAAUUUUCCCAUUUUUAAUCUAUCAUAACUUCAUAAGUUCAUGAAAAUUUCAGGGUGUAAAAUGCUUUUAAGCUGCCACCAGAUCAAUUUCACACCCACUGCAGGGUCACAGACUGAGGACUGUAAAAUAAAUUAAAAAACAGCAAUUACAAUAGGGCCUUCCCACGCGUCAUUCUUGGGCCCUAAUAAUAUGAUACUUUAUUUUUCACUAAAGCUCAGAAGUUGGGCGGACUUGCAUCGCCUGUGACUCAGCUUCGUGUUUGGUCUGAACUCACCUUUAAACUUUAAGUAUUAUGAAGGAACCACAUGGCUUCUGUUUGCGGGUCGGACCAUCGCAGCACUUACUGGGAGCUUUUUCAGUGGAGAUGAUGGAACAGCGAUCGAUCUGCUUCAUCUGUCUGCUGUUUUGUAGCUCCUGAUGCACAGAAGCGCUCAGCCUGUUUUCCUUUGAGUGAGCUCCUACAGUGAGAUCGCGUCAAAGUCCAGAGGUUUCUGAUGAGACAUGAAUCUGGACUUACUGACUGAGGAAAGUGUCUGAAGUCUAGUUUGUCAUCACCUGCAGACGGUGCAGCCGUGUGGUUUCUUAACAAGUAGGUUUUUUUUUUUCCCUCUGAACAGCAGCCCCCUCCUCAGCUCUGUUCAUGUUUCACCCCGAAUGCGCCGCCACGCUUCGUUCACACUGUACGCAAUUCCGAAAAUUUGCUCCUGGCAGGCUGAACGAAGCUGAGAGGACGGGUCACUGUGGUCAGUAUUAUAAAAGCCAUACUCACACUAUUAGAUUGAAGGUUAGCAAAAAUAAUCUUAUGAUUAACUCCCAAAGUUUGAGGACUUGACUGAUUGAUAGAUGAUGAAAAUAAUCACAAAAAGUAAUAGUAAUAAAAGUAAUCCAUCCAUUUUCUUUUCAGGGUUGUGGGGUGACUGGAGCCUAUCCCAGCUGUCACAGUGCGAGAGGCAGGGUACACCCUGGACAGGUCACCAGCCUCUUGCAGGGCUAUAAUAUAAGUUCAAUAAAAUGUAUCCAAAUAAAAAAAAAUAUGACUAAAAGACACUAAAAUAAAUGUGAGGGGAUGGACAAACUGAGGAAAGAUCCAUUAACAGUUUGUGAUGCUGCAAAUGAAGAAGAACGCUGCUGACUGUCAUAAGGACAUGUGGGAUGGGCUGCUGUAGUUAUCCUCACUGCCAUAAGGGGGAGCCAUAAAAACACCUUCCCCCUGUACAGCUGUUAUGGGGGGGGGGGGAAUCAGACCAAACAGUUUCUGUAUCUGGCUGUAAACAUGUUUAUUUCUACUGUAAAGUUGUAAAAUGUCUCCCUGUGGAGCCUCUGCUGGACAUGAACUGCAGCUGUUGUGCUUUGGGUUGAUGACUGGGUUAAAUGAUGAAAAUGUCCCUGAUGUUUCCCCUCUGAUGUGAGUAUGGCUCCCCCCCCCCCCCCCCCC
This is a messenger RNA of Archocentrus centrarchus (flier cichlid), 5198 nucleotides long. It is a transcript of the gene rnf169, whose product is annotated as ring finger protein 169. Lineage: Eukaryota; Metazoa; Chordata; Actinopteri; Cichliformes; Cichlidae. Gene Ontology annotation, molecular function: ubiquitin-protein transferase activity; nucleosome binding. The transcript is spliced from 6 exons. The coding region runs from base 21 to 1790 and encodes 589 amino acids. The record is from RefSeq and is a predicted model, not a curated record. Gene Ontology annotation, biological process: double-strand break repair. Gene Ontology annotation, cellular component: nucleus; site of double-strand break.